This is a messenger RNA of Amphimedon queenslandica, 2941 nucleotides long. RefSeq names its product leucine-rich repeat and calponin homology domain-containing protein 1-like. Lineage: Eukaryota; Metazoa; Porifera; Demospongiae; Haplosclerida; Niphatidae. Gene Ontology annotation, cellular component: cytoplasm. Bases 104 to 2665 code for a protein of 853 amino acids. Gene Ontology annotation, molecular function: protein binding. The record is from RefSeq and is a predicted model, not a curated record. The transcript has 22 exons.
AUGAAUGGUAGGCUGGCCUCCAUUAGACCGCUUCCCCCUCCAUAUUGAGGAAGUGUCUUCUCAUUAGGAAAAAGAGAGAGAGAUUCACAGGAGCCUUCUCUCUAUGGCCAUCGAGCGGCAGCACCGCCCGAUAGACAAGGAAUUCGAAGAGGCCGACUACAGUGGGAUUCUUGAUAUAUCGGCCAGAAAACUAAGGCUCUUUCCGAAUAUAGGAGACGAUGUGUACGAUCCGUUGGAGAUAUUCACAGCAGUUGUCUCUGGUAACAGGUUUGACAAGUUUCCAAAGCAACUCCUCAGAUGUGAGAAUCUCGUUUCGCUCAACCUUCACAAUAAUUCGCUGAGAUCAAUACCAGAGGAAAUCAUCAGAUACUGUGAACUAAAAGAGCUGUACAUUAGUCGAAAUUUCAUUCAAGCCUUACCAGCAUCAAUAGUCUCAAUGGGAAAGUUAACACUGCUGGCAGCUAAUAAUAACAGAUUGACUGAUUUACCUUCAGAUAUUGGGAAAAUGAAGUCAUUGAAAAACUUAGAUGUCAGUUGUAAUGAUUUGGUUGAUUUACCAAGUUCUAUUGUUGACAUGUUAUCACUGACGCAUUUAAACAUAAGAAGAAAUGAAAUAAGGACAUUACCAGAUGGUCUUCACAAAGUUCCUCUCUCCUUUCUUGAUGUUUCUGCUAACAUGUUAACUCGUCUUCCUCCUAGUCUAAGAUAUUUAAAUACACUCACUGUCUUCCACUGUCAGGACAAUCCACUGGAAUGGCCUCCAGCUCAGACUUGUAUUCGGGGUAUUAAUCAUGUUUUCAAGUUCCUUCAGGAGAUAGAGAAAUAUGGCGGUGAUCAAGUCUCAAUGGGUAGGGAUGAGAGCUUACUCAGAAAGAGAAAUAAAAUCAAAAAGGCUUCGAGACCGAUAUCUGAUGCAUCCACACUCAGUGGGAGUGGAUCAGAUUUCGGUGAGAGAAGCUUUGUAGAUGAGAUGACUAAUCUUGUUCAGUCAGCUUUUGGAUCAGACGGGAUGUCACUAUCCACCGGUGCUGCCCCAAGAGGUGGGAAUGCUCUAAAGUAUUAUUCAAAUUAUUCUUAUGAGGAGAGAAGUCCGUAUCGUAACGUUAAGAUGAAGGAAGAGCAAUUAGCUCGGUAUAAUUACAGAUCACAAUCACCUGGUCCAUCCGGAAGAAAUUCUCAGCAGCAACAGCAGCAGCAGCCAGCUGUCAACAGCAGUCAGUCAGGCUCUCAUUAUGGGACUCUACCACGGACUAACAGAGGGGGAGGGGGAGGGGCGGAGGUUACCAUAGAGACAGAGGAAGUAUCUUAUAGGAGGUCAACGGUGGCAAGCACCUCGGCUCAUAACAGGAUAUCCAGUCCUGUGUUUCCUGAUAGAGUAUUGAGAGCUCACUCGUCCGAACCAAACAGCUCUUCAUCAGAUAGAGAUAAGCUAUAUCCUCCUGGAAAACCAGUUGAUUACAUUCCUCAAGGCUCCUCCACUCCAGAUCAUCAUCAUUCCAGACACCAUUAUGACUCAUCUGAAGAGAAGGAAGAUGAUAGGGGAGGAGGGGAUCGUCCCAACACUCCUCCGUCUCGUGAGGGAAGUGUCACGCCCACUCCUGAGGAUCUUGAUCAAGAGGAGCCCUCGACACCUAAAGAGGCCAAAUCCCAAUAUCCUAGACCAAAGCUUGAAGAGAUGACACAAGAGUUAGGUUCAAUAUCAGAUCUGGAGGGACUAGCCAGUUCCCUUGGAGUGUCAAUAGAAGAGCCUUCAUCUUGUCAUGAUCUGUUUCAGAAAUGGCUCGAGGAUAAUCCAACCUACACUUGGAGUGAAGUCCUUGUGGCGUUAAACAAGAUGGGAGAGAGCUCACUCGCACUAGAGAUAGACAAGAAAUACAAGCUCUCAUCAUUUGAUCUACAGGCAGCAAACACAAGUACAGCUUCUUGUAACACACCACAGCAUCAAUCAGCCGGUAAACAAGUAUCGUUCUCAGUUAACGUCUCUGAGAUUCCUCGUGAUACCAUACCGUCAUUAUCCUCAGAGGAUGACAUUUCCGAGGGUAGGGACCAAUCGCUGUCUCCCUCAGUCACCUCUGAUGAUGUAGCUGUGGAGGAUAUGGAAGGGGAACCUCCCCCUUCUCCUCUCUCUCCCAUCUCUCCUACUCACUCUGAGAAACCUAAAGGACCCGAGCCGCCACCUAAACCUAAAACUAAAGAUACCAGUACAACAUGGCCAAGACAGAAAGGCCAGGGUGGGCCUCAGAAGAGAAAGAAGGACGUCUUUAAGGUCAUUGGGAAACAAGACCCAAACUUUACCGUACGUCGACAGCAAGCAAACAUGCAGCAAGAAAUGGAGAAGAUACAAAGCGUGAAGAAAGACAUUGAGGAGCUAUUAGGUACUAAGCUUGCUGAUGAUUUAGGCGAGAGCAUAUCUGACGGGGUCUUGCUCUGUCACCUUGUCAAUAAACUGCAUCCAAGCACAAUCUCAACCAUUCACGAACCAAAAGGAACAGAACCACUAUCAGCACCAAAACAAACUAUGAAUGUUGCUGCAUUUCUCGCUGCUUGCAAGAAAUUGGGCGUAGAAGAAACUAUUGUGUGUUCAGCUGGUGAGAUAUUAGAAUAUAAGGAUCCUGUUAGAGUAACUGGAUGUAUUAGAGGAUUACUUGAUACAGUUUCUGUUUAAGAGAGUGUGUGUAUUGAUUAGUGGUGGUGGCCGUAGGUAGUGAAUCUAUUAUUAUUAUUAUUAUUAUUAUUAUUAUUACUAUUAUAAUACUAUUAUAAUUAUUAUCUUUUUUACUUGUAGCACGACGACAUUUUUAAACUCAUAUUUUGUCUUGUAAUUAUUAUCAUUAUUAUUAUUAUUUAAUAUUGUUAUUAAUUGUGUAUUGUUGUUAUUAUUGAUACUAUUGUUUAUUAUUGACUGUGACUUAAGUAAAUUCUCUACAGUGCAGACCAAAAA